GAAUACUUACCGUAUGAUUGAACAAGAUGACUUUGACAUCCACAGCAGGUUACACACAAUAGUGAGAGGGGAAGAUGAAGCCGCUAUGGUGGAAUCUGUUGGUCUUGCCUUAGUCAAGUUGCCCGAUGUGCUCAAUCGUCUGAAACCUGACAUAAUGAUAGUCCAUGGAGACCGGUUUGAUGCUUUAGCGCUAGCUACUUCUGCUGCCUUAAUGAACAUUCGAAUUCUUCACAUUGAAGGUGGAGAAGUCAGUGGGACCAUAGAUGAUUCCAUCAGGCAUGCUAUUACCAAGCUGGCUCAUUACCACGUGUGUUGCACAAGAAGUGCAGAACAGCAUUUGAUCUCUAUGUGUGAAGACCAUGACCGCAUCCUUCUGGCAGGAUGUCCUUCGUAUGACAAGUUGCUGUCUGCCAAAAAUAAGGAUUAUAUGAGCGUUAUCCGAAUGUGGUUAGGUGAGGGUGUAAAACCAAAAGAGUAUAUAAUCGCUUUGCAGCAUCCUGUGACCACAGACAUUAGACAUUCUGUAAAGAUGUUUGAACUGACUUUGGAUGCCCUCAUCUCUUUUAACAAGAGAACUUUGAUUUUAUUCCCAAAUAUUGAUGCAG
Molecule: messenger RNA, 605 nt
Organism: Protobothrops mucrosquamatus (brown spotted pit viper)
Lineage: Eukaryota; Metazoa; Chordata; Lepidosauria; Squamata; Viperidae
Product: bifunctional UDP-N-acetylglucosamine 2-epimerase/N-acetylmannosamine kinase-like
Exons: 2
Molecular function (GO): N-acylmannosamine kinase activity; UDP-N-acetylglucosamine 2-epimerase activity
Source: RefSeq, a predicted model, not a curated record